AUGGAAGAGACAAAAUCAAGAUUCAAGAGGAUCUGUGUCUUCUGUGGAAGUAGUUCCGGCAACAAAACCACGUAUCACGACGCUGCUCUCCAACUAGCCCACCAACUGGUGGAGAGAAAUAUCGAUUUGGUGUAUGGAGGAGGAAGCGUGGGGCUAAUGGGUCUCAUAUCUCAGGCUGUUCAUGAUGGUGGUCGUCAUGUUCUUGGAAUCAUUCCGAAGUCUUUAGCACCAAGAGAGAUCACCGGUGAAUCAAUUGGAGAGGUUAUAACGGUAUCGACUAUGCACCAAAGAAAGGCUGAAAUGGGUCGCCAGGCGGAUGCCUUCAUUGCACUUCCAGGUGGAUAUGGGACAUUUGAAGAGUUGUUGGAAGUCAUCACCUGGUCUCAACUUGGGAUCCACACUAAACCGGUGGGACUAUUAAAUGUGGAUGGAUUCUACGAUUCUCUAUUAACGUUUAUAGACAAGGCAGUGGACGAAGGCUUUGUCUCCUCCACGUCCCGCCGUAUCAUCGUCUCCGCCCCGACCGCUUCUCAGUUGCUCCAACUUCUUGAGGAGUAUGUUCCUGAGCACGAUGACUUUGUGUCCAAAAUGGUAUGGGACGAUAUCACAGACUCUCCCACAUCUGAAGGCGACUCGAAAUAG
Molecule: messenger RNA, 642 nt
Organism: Eruca vesicaria subsp. sativa (arugula)
Lineage: Eukaryota; Viridiplantae; Streptophyta; Magnoliopsida; Brassicales; Brassicaceae
Source: the annotation of a GenBank genome assembly